GAUAUUCGUUGUUCUAUAAUGAAAAGAUUGGAAGUUUCCAGCAAAAAAGAUAAAUCCGAGGGGAGCAUUUUUCUCUAUAACUUUAUGUGCGAGCAUGAUGGUUAUUUGUAUUUUCGGCCAGAGCAAUCAUGGACAUGUAUCUCCGUAUAAAUUGAUGAUGGUCCCACUAAUCAGCGACACGACCCGUACAACAAAGCAAGCGGUACAACCGGCUCCCAAAUAAACAAAUUUCGUCCCCAAGUCGCUAGAAAAAAUUCCGACCAGCGCGCCGUCGCCUCACCCCAUAGUCGCCGUCUCCGGCUCUCCGCCCGUUCACCGCCGUCUUCUUUGGAUCCGGCCGCCGCUCCACCACCCCACCCCACUCAUGCCCGACCGACCCCGUCGGGUUUCUCCGUCCGCGGCCACGGCGGGAGGCGACGGGGUCAUGCCCUACCUCACCGGCCUCGAUUCCGGCGAGGCGGCGGCGCCAUUAUUCGGCUUCGGCUCCGGCUUGUGUGCUUCUGGGUCUUCUCCCCCGGACAGGCACCUCUGUCCCACUCUUACUCCAGCUACUGGGGCAAUGAGGUAGUACAAAGGUGACGUUCUUUCUCCACAUCUACAAUCCUGUGAAAUCUAGGGAAUGGGUUUUCCUAUUGAGUGAUAUUCAUGUGCCACCAUUACUGUGAAAUUGAGAGGAAUCCUAUGUCUUCCACAUGUCAUACUUAUCGAUCCUCGCAGCAUAAAGGGUAAAUAAGUUCAGAUAUAGCCAUAGUUAAACAAAUGUCAGAGCCAUCGGAUGCCGGGCUUGGCCAUGUGCACGGCAUACAGCUCAAUGUGAGAUCUCGAGAUCUGACUAACCCACCUACUGAUUAAUCAUUGCAGUUUUCUAAUCGUCCAAACUCAUCUAAUCGUUGCAACUUGUAUUAGUUUUUAGUAUACCAAGACUUCAUCUACAUAGCCAGUCUUGAGUCUCUAAAUUAACCGCAGCUGUGCCUGUCAUACAGCGCGGCGAACGUGGCGGUCUUGAAGACUUGAUCAAACUGACGGAUAAUGGCGUUUGGGCUGUGGAAGAGACGUCGGGGCAAACCAACGGUUGGUGCAAAUGGGGCAAAAACAAAUACGUAUACAAUGUUAGUCAUGUUGCAAGUGCAAUCCCUUUCACUGCUUCUGCCUGCCUCUUGCUGCCUAGCAGCUCCCAAAUCUCAAGUCCCAACCACACCUCCCAUCCAGCAGUGUCUCUCAUCUCCCUUGCUUUUUGCUUCCAUUGAUGCACACACCACAUCCUCCAAAUCAAGCACGAUGGACGCCCAAGGUGCCCUCGACUCGCUCCUCGGCCGCCUCACCACCAUCCUCGUGGACGAGGCAAAACUGCUCGGCAACCUCCAUGGCGAUGUUGAGUUCAUCAAGGAGGAGAUGGAGUGCAUGAAUGGCGUGCUCCUCCACCUCGCGGAGGCUCAACACCUCGAUCGCCAUGUUCGCGCUUGGAUGAAGCAAGUCGUUGGCCUCGCCCGCAACUGCGAGGGCAACGUCGAGCUCUACAUCCACAGUGUCACGGAUGCUGGCCACCAUGACCGUGGCUUCCUUGGCUACUUGCGGCAGAUCAUCCGGUAUAUGCGUACCAUCCCGGAGCGGCAUCGGAUUGCGACGCGGAUACGUGAGCUUAAGGUCAGGGCGCACGAUGUGGGCCACAGGCAGCUGAGGUAUGGUAUCACCAUGCCACCGGCUGCUGACCAGGACGGCGCGAUAUUCAUGGAUGACGACAUAGCAGUCCCCGACGGACCAGAAGCCGAGCUGGAAGAUGCUCGGAGACGCGCUCUUCUUGUCAAUUGUUCGUGGUCGGAGGACAAAGAGGCUUAUGAACAGAAAAUCAUGGAUGAUACCAUCAAGUCCCUGCUGUUGUCUGAGGAGGAACCUGUUGAUGAACUAGCAAAUGGGGAAUCACACCCGAGGAUAUUCCUGAUGACCUGGGAUGAAUGUUCCGGAGAGGAUAGGGAUUUCACAAUUCUUGUAGCUAAGAAACUAUAUGAGCAGGAAAUCAGCUCAUUUAGUUGCAAAGCCCGGGUCAGCCAUUACAAAUUGGAUUCUGUGGUGGUAUUACUGCAGGAAAUACUGCACCAAGUGACGUCCCUUCCAGCUGAACAAGAAGACGUGCCCAGGUUGGAAGCGGAGAAGAGUACAGAAACAUCACUGGGUGAUGACGAGGACGGCGAGGCAAUGCAACUCACCAAGAAACUUGAGGGGUUCCUCAAAGGUAAACGAUUCUUGAUCAUUCUUUAUAAUGUCUAUGGUAUAGAAUGGGAUACCAUAAGGUCUGCCCUGUUACAUGUUACUGCUCAAGGCUCUCCUGGUAGCGCUAUUGUCAUUAGCACAGAGUAUGCUGAUUUAGUGGAGUCCCCCUAUAAAAUCCUCAAGCCACAAACUCUAUUACGUGCUUUCUGCAGUAAAACCAUGGAGCUUGCUAGAUGUUUUGAAGAUUCUAUAUAUCAUAUAUCGAAUAUUUUAGAAUUAUGUCACCCCGAUGUCUUUGCAAUGAAGAUGUUCCAACAUCUUCUGUAUGUUAACCCUGGAAGAGGUAAAACACAGCUAGACCAAUUUACAAAAACCUUACAGGGUUGUCGAGAUGCAAACAAAAGUGUCGCAAAGCAAAUGGUGAAGAUCUCCUACAAUGACCUGCCUGCCAAGUACAGGAGCUGCUUGUUGUACCUGACCAUCUUCCCAGAUGGUGACCCCAUUAGGAGAACAACCGUGUGUACAAGAUGGAUAGCCGAAGGGCUGAUAACGUCAAGGGAGAAUCAUGCACAAGAUGAAGCCGAUUCCUGUAUCGAUGCACUCCUCUCAAGGGGUCUCAUUCAACCUGGGCAGAUUAGUGACACGGGCAAGAUCAAGACCUUUACAUUGCAUCGUGUUGUUCGUGAAGUCAUCACCAUGAUUGCUAGAGAUGUUAACUUUGUGGACACGGACCUACCACCCGAUUUGGCUCGCCACCUUCCUGUUCACAGUAGAACUGGGGUGCAAACAUCUCAUGCCGAUCGUUCCAUGAAAGCAGCUGAUGGCAAUGGCAUUGUGGCAUUUCUUCCAGACUUGGCAAAGUCAUCUCAGUGGCAGCUUAUGAAGAUGCUGGAUCUUGAAGGUUGUAGAGGUUUAAAGAAGCACCAUUUGAAAAGCAUCUGCAAAAUAAUACUGCUCAAGUAUUUGAGCCUCAGGAACACAGAUAUUACUGAACUGCCCAAGCAGAUCGAGAAGUUGCAGUGUCUGGAGACCUUUGACAUCCGGCAAACAGCGGUACAGUCAUUCGCCACUAAAUCGAUCAUGGUUCCAAUGCUAAAGCAUCUACUUGCUGGUCAGGCUGAGUCUCCAAGCAACAAUUCCGAUGGGCCUCAAGAUUUGUUUACGGCGGUGCGCCUUCCCAGCAGCAUCAGAAGAAUGGAACAAUUGGAGACACUAUCCCAUGUUGAAGCUUCCCACCGUUUGAGUGAUUUAACUGAUGUUGGCCAUCUGUUACGGCUGAGGAAACUGGGUGUGAUUCUUUCUGGUAAGAAAGGCGCUUUGGAUAUUUUGUUCCAGCAGAUUGAAAGAUUACACGGUUGCCUCCGCUCUUUGUCAAUCCAGAUCAACCAACCGGUUUCCAAAAAUGAGGAUACUCCUUGUGCAGAGGAGGUGAUCACAUUAGUCUCGCCUCCAAAACUUCUUCAGAGCCUAAACAUUAGAGGCAUCAGGAGUGAUCUUCUCAUGUGGAUUGCAGAGCUUGAUCAACUUACUAAGAUAACACUGAGCGAGACCUACCUGGCAGAGGAUUACACACGCAUCCUUGGCAAGCUUGCAGCUCUGCGUUGCCUCAGGCUUCGGCGCAAUUCAUACGCCGGAAGCAGGCUCACUUUCAAGGAUGAAGAGUUCAAGAGCCUCAAGUCAUUGGUCGUCGAUGACGGCAUCAUCAUCAACAUUAGCUUUGACACCGGAGCGGCUCCCAAGAUCGAGGCCGUUGUGUGGUAUUUCGCCACAAUGGAGUCUAUUUCUGGACUCCUCUGCCUUCCCAAACUGAAGAAGCUCGAGCUCAAUGGUGAUUGUGACCCUGAUGCAGUGAGACAAGAACUUGAUGAAGAGCACCCCAACAGUGUUGAUUUCAAGCACAGGCCAGGCCAUGGACAUCAAGAAGAUGGAGCUACUGUUGCUGCCUCCACCUCCAUGAGCAAGUGAUUGAUUACUCUCCGUCAACUGUAAACGCGCUUUGGUUGGUGUUUGCCUCACUCAUUUAUCUUCCUGAAUAAAGAGGCAGCCGCCUGUAGGAAUGCCCGUUGGUCUCCUUUCAGCCUCGCGCCUCGUUGUAUCUGAAUCCUAUCUGUUUUGUGUAAUUUGUGAGCCUUUUCUGGGUGCACUUGUGCGUUUGGUUUUAACUCUUUGUACUCUCCAGACCUGGAUUCUGUUAUGUGCGUGCAUGUUUGUGUGUGAGCUGCAUGCUUGCUCUGGUGUGUAGUGCGGUAUUGAAUUUUCAUUGUACAAUCUUGUUUACCGCAAAGCUAUAUCUGUGAUGUUUAUUUAUAUUGUUAUUUACCACUUCUGUUUUCAAACACAAGUGGUUUUGACAGUGUAAAUUGAACUGCCAAAAUGUCUUAUAUUUAGGAGCAAAGGGUGUAGUUCAUAGUUGUUCAAUAAAGUCGGGAGCGCAGAGUUGUUGUGAUGAAAAGAUUAGAGGUUCCCCUAACAAUCUCUGUUCUUUUCGGCAUUCUGAAACUUGUCUGUUGUUGUGCAAACUGUAACUGUCAUCUUACGCUGUUAAACUGAUAUUCGAUCAGAAGACGUGGUGAGAAUCAGCUGUCCUGAUUUCUGACAUCUUACUCUGUUGUUGCAAUCUGCUACCCCGAUGUGGUGAGAAUCAGCUGUCCUGAUUUCUAACAUCAUCAGCGGUACCGUACAUGUCCAAGAUCAGAUUUGUGUUGGUCAGUCAUUAUAAUCACUAGACCAAUAUAAUGCACAUAACUGUAGGACCUCAGAUUUUAUUUUGUUUUUGAAACAGAGUAGGUCUGUCUUUGAUUAACCUGUGCAAAGUAAGGAACACUGCCCUCGAACUGAAUUGUGGUAACAGUCUUUUCUUAAACCAUUUGGUCCAUAAAGGAAUCCUCUUCUUGAAAUGAUCUGCGAACACUAGUUCGAAAACUAGUACAAUCCAAUCACCGACUUGCAUAUGUCUAGUUCAUUCAACCACUGGCUCUCCUGGGUCUGCCACGCCUCACCCUUUGUUUUGUUUAUUUUUGUUAUUGCCAGAUUAUAGCUACACCUCACCCUCGGUUUUUUUUAUUUUCGAAAAGGCUUGUUGAUUUUCUAUUUAGGGACAUAUAUAAAUUGGUGGGAUUCUAUGUAGAUUAGCGAGGUGGUAUAAUUAUUAUUUUUGAAGUAGAUGAUACUUCUAAUUAAUAAAGAAUUUUUUAAGUACCGAAAGCUGGCCAAUGGCCCAAUAAAAAGAAUAGUAAAAUGGGUGAGAGUGUCUGUGCCCAUUACAUCUCGCGACGACGAUUCCACGAGCCCUCCUCGCGCGGGCGACGAGUGUCGUCUAACCCCAGACGCACCGCUCUCUGUCCCUCAAUCUCGUCUCUCCCCCAUGCCUUUUCCCUUUUCCCCACACUCUCGACUAUCCCUGUCCAGCGCGGAACUACCCACCAUGAGCAGUACUCCCAGUCCCCCUCUCAACGAAAUUGACGUAGGAACGAUGGUAAAAUCGGUGGACGGACGAAGCGGACGAAAAUCAGGGGGUAAGAAGCGAUCAAUGCUUUAUUAUUAAAAAAAUUAAAAAAAUAGGUAAAGAUAAAGAUCUGUUGGAAAACCAAGCAAGGCUCGGUUAAAUUCUGUUGAAAAACGGUGGCCACGUCUCUCCCCAAGCUUCCACCUGCGAUGGCCACCAGAAUCCCCGUUGCCCUCCAUGAUUUUCCAGACUGCUCGGCUGCGGCGGCCUGCUCCAGUCCCCCUGCUUGCCGGGAUGCCACGUCCGCCGGUGGGUUCUGUCGUGGUCGAUCCCUACCGCCUACCGGCAGGCCCCGCACCUCACCUGUGAAGCUGUGACUCUGAAUUCUGUUUUUCUCAUUCUCCCAACUCAGCUUCCUGAUUCCUGCAACUCUUGCAGGUGCAUGGAUUUGGCAGUGAGAAGGUUCAACUAAUGGACUUUGGAGUAUCUCCAUUCGUGGUCUGUCUAUUUCCAUGGAAGGAGCAUCGUAAUAUCUGUCUUCAGAUCAGUCAUCUGAAUGAAAGAGGAAAUUCAGGGGCAUGACAAGAUUAGGAGAAAUCGAAAGACAACGCAAAUUUUUACUGUAGUAUUUUGUCUUGCCAAGGAGAGUUGCCUAUACUGCUCUCUACUAAUGGAAUUUAUUCCAGUCAUAGUGUAGUAUUUAUCGUUGAUGGCUGGAACUUAUCGCUUAUGGAUGACCCGGCUAUUUAAGCCGGUCGACUAGCUCCUCACGCGACGAGGUGGGACUAAACGU
Messenger RNA from Aegilops tauschii subsp. strangulata, 6446 nucleotides. RefSeq names its product disease resistance protein Pik-2-like. NCBI's taxonomy places the organism in Eukaryota, Viridiplantae, Streptophyta, Magnoliopsida, Poales, Poaceae. The record is from RefSeq and is a predicted model, not a curated record. Gene Ontology annotation, biological process: defense response to other organism.